Molecule: messenger RNA, 1176 nt
Organism: Microthlaspi erraticum
Lineage: Eukaryota; Viridiplantae; Streptophyta; Magnoliopsida; Brassicales; Brassicaceae
Source: the annotation of a GenBank genome assembly
AUGUUGUCUCAGCCUCUCUCGAGAAUCUCAAAGAUCUCUCCACUGAUGCAGAUGCAGAGGUUUCGUCUGUUUUCAUCUUCUGUUAAAGAAUUUCCACCUCAUUUCAUCUAUGGCACUACCACAAGUUACCCUGACAGAGAGCCAGGUGCCAUCGAUUUUAUGUUUACUUCAGAUCACUUAGAAGCUGCAGAGGAACAAAGAAAAGUGCCUUGUGAGUUGCUAGAGCCAAAGGGAACGGUGGGAGCUUCCAAAGGCUGGGUCUUUACUCUAGAGAAUGGCUUGUUGUGUCUCCGAGAUGAUCUCAAGAUAAAUGCAUCAGCUUCGAACCCGAAACGCAUUUCACUGCCUCCUCUGGAGACUUUACCUCACGCCCAGACCCAGAUUGUGAGCAGCGUGGCCAUGUCCUCUGCUUGUCCUGACGAAGACGACGACUGUAUUGUGGCUGUCAAGUUCUUGGGACCUCAGCUGAGCCUGUGUAGGCCAGCUCACGACUCCAAGUGGACCAACAUCAGAAUCACAGAACCGAGUUUCUUCACUUCCCCUGUCAUGUUUUCCCAGAGAGAUGGCAUGUUCUCCUUGCCCGCUUCUAGAGGCGGCUACGUGGGGUCUUGGGAUCUCCAGGGCAAGCCCAAGUUGCAAAAGCUGCGAUUUCAAGACCUUCCCAGGUCGAGAAAGAAGGAGAGGGAGCUUUUGGAUUCCUGUUACAGUAGCCACCACUUGGUGGAAUCUUCAUCCGGCGAGUCUUUCCUUGUUCUUUGGUACAGGACUGCCAUCUACGACAACAAAGACGACAAUUUGGUAACCAAAAGGUGUAUGCUGUUCAGGGGUUACGAGGAAGGGAAUGCCAUCUAUGACAUCAAAGACGAAGAUUUGGGAACCAAAGGUUUUAAGGUGUUCAGGCUUGACGAGGAAGGGAAUGCUUCUUACACUGAAGACAUUGGAGAUCUUUGCCUUUGCCUUUCAAAGUCGGAGUCUUUCUGUGUCACCGCCAGCCUCUUCUCUGGCCCCGAUCUCCUCAUGAACUCCAUCUCCUACAUCGAUGUGGACGAGUCCAUAUCGCCCAUCCUUGAUGUUGGAUGUUUCUGUCUCUCCAGAGCUGAGAGGGCCAGAGAGAACUAUUCAACGUACUACAAGACCCCAUUCCCUUACCUUUUUCCACCUCAACCUUGUAUUUGA